This is a messenger RNA of Fusarium verticillioides 7600, 1020 nucleotides long. RefSeq lists its product as hypothetical. The transcript is spliced from 2 exons. The record is from RefSeq and is a predicted model, not a curated record. Bases 439 to 900 code for a protein of 153 amino acids. Lineage: Eukaryota; Fungi; Ascomycota; Sordariomycetes; Hypocreales; Nectriaceae.
GUUUGAACUCGACUUUGGUGCUUCUGAAACCUCCCGACAACCCUCGGGCUUUGCGACAUCAUCGCCAUCUUCUCGUUGUCGAUGCGAACCAUCGGGCGUCGCUGUCAUGCCAUGUCGGCUACUCACGGUGCCCCUCGAAUUGCUCACGGCCCGCUGAGACGAAUGGUCCCCAUCUCCGUCACGAGCUCGAGAACGAUCGCGAUCCCAUAGGUGACGACUCCCGAACGACGACGAGGUGGUGUCGGUAAUGCUCCGACUGGAAGAUGCCUGUGAACCCGCCGUCGAGUGUCGCCUUUUGGUGAACUUGGCUCGAAGGCGCGAGGCGAUAUCAGUAGCUCCCAUUAGGUCGACAUUGGCAUCCUUGGGUGGCAGGACGCGACCGGGACGUACGUGGAGUCGGAGUUGGAGGUUUGAAGGAGACGAAGACUGAAUGAGUGAAUGAGUGAAGACAGCCAAAAAAUUGCAAGUGAAUGGUCUGUACCGAGCUUCGCAAUAUUAUGGACAGUGGAGGCAAGCAGACAGACAGACCUUCAAAGCUCUCGGAACAGGGUAUAUCAACAAGCGAGGCCGAUAAGGAUCAAAAGGGGAAUAAAAGAACCUGACGAUCCCAAGAAUGAAGAACCAGAAUCAGGUAAAAGAAGAGAAAAGGCCUGUCAAGGUAAUAACGGAAGUAAAGAAAAAAAAGAAUCUCCAAGGGGUAGAUCCGCCGUUGCAGUGUCGAUGGGAUCCAGAGCCAAAGCUUUCCCCCAGGAUCCAAUAUCAAGCACAAGUACAAGGACAGGCACAGGCACAAGCAGGCAAGCAGGCAAGCAGGCAGGCAAGCUUGGUUGGCCUUUUUUAGGCGUGCUUUCGGGCCUCGUUAUGAUCGUGAUUGCGCGCUCGUUUUCCUGGCCAGGGUAAUCUUAAGCCGAGCCUGCAUUGGCUCGAGCUACACAAUGCACAGCUGAUUGCACCCAUUCAAGAUGGUUACACCCAUUCAAAAGCCACCCGAGCGUCUCCAUCGACAGGGGUCAUCCAGGU